Messenger RNA from Acanthochromis polyacanthus (spiny chromis), 1267 nucleotides. Its product is annotated as actin-associated protein FAM107A. The coding region runs from base 121 to 618 and encodes 165 amino acids. The transcript has 5 exons. The record is from RefSeq and is a predicted model, not a curated record. Lineage: Eukaryota; Metazoa; Chordata; Actinopteri; Pomacentridae.
CUGUGCCAUUCUUGGCUGCUGGAGCAGAGAGAGAGUAACCUCAAAUUAUUGCUGAAACUCUGUCCGCUCUGAGUCCAGCAGGCAUCUGUGCAGGCACCAAAUCUGGAUUAUGCUGAGGACAUGGGAGUCACGCAUGGGAAGAAGAGAGAUCUCCAAGAUUUUCCAGCCUCCAUGAUGAAGACACCCCAACCUGAACAGGAGGAUCAAUUCCCAGAGAUUCAGGGAAUUUUUCCAUCCCAGCUACACAGUGAAGAAGAGGGCAGCCACCUAAUCAGACCCCACAAACCUCUCAAUCCUUUAACUGCCUCCAAGAGCCACCAGGAGCUCCACAAAGAACUCCAGAUGACCCACAAGAGGAGAGUGACUCAGGAAGGAAAGACUGAACUCCAGAGAGCUCUCGAAAAGAGGAAAUGGGAACAAAGGAUGAAGGCGGGCAGGGAUCAGCAGGAGGCAAACAAGAACACGUCGCCUCUUCAUCAAGAGCUGCUGAAAAGACAGCAGAGGCUAGAAAACCUGGAAAGAGAGGAAAAAUCCAAGCAAGAGGAACCAGAGUUCCUCCAAGUCAAAGAGAGACUGAGGAGGACCACAGUUACGGACGCAGGAGAAAAACAAGUGUGACAGUUAAGAUGUGUGACUGUGUUUUCUGUUGGCCGUCAACACAAUAGACUGAUGGGAAUAAGCAACUUGGUGGAGGGAUGUUAGUGUCGUCUGCUAGAAAUAGAUAACGCAGCUCAGUGCUCAUAAUCAGGGCGACACCUUCCGGUCAAGUGGAGACACAUCAUUAGCUGCCAGAAGCCACAAGGAAAAAGAAAAGAUUUCAGUUUUUCUUCCUAAUACGCUGUGAGAAAUUAGAAACCAAAAUGUGCACAGAUGAAAGCUUCAUUAUUUUUCACCACCUCUGUGUAUAAAGUUGAAUUAGACAUCUGGGUCUUUAUGCCCCAUAAUGCAUUUAAACAGAAAGGAUGGCAAAAAAAAAAACAGGUUCUGUCGCACAUACGUGUAUCAUUUCUCACAUUUUCUCUCUAACAAUGCAGAUAAAAAUUCACACAGUAAUGAUGGAGUGCUUCAUGUUACUGUUUGGUAACAUGUUUUAUUUACAUAUCUGUAGCAUGUGUUGCCAUAGUUAUUAAUAAUUAUCAUCAGUACCAUAAUAUCGUACUACAUAGAAAAUCAGGUAUAAUUGAAGGUAUCAACAUAUGAUGGGACUAUUACUGUAGAUCAAGAGAUGUUAAAUCAACAUGAAAUAAAAUGUUACUUAGCAAAACUA